GGGAGGCGAAGCAAGGGAAGCGGGUAGAGGCGUCGCGCUCCGGGGAGUAGCAGUGCCUGCGCGCGCUCAGUGUGAGUGAGGAGUCGUCCCGCAGCGCGCGACGAUGCUCGCGAGAGCAACAGCUGCGACAUGAUGGAAAGCGCCGGCAGCCUGGGCCGGCCGCGCACGGCGGCUGCGGCGGCCGCAGCCGCCGCGGCUGCCGCGCGGCUCGACCCUUUCGACCAGGACCUGGGGGCGGCCGAAGCGCCGCACUUCCAGAACGGAUUCGCCAUGCACCCGCACCACCCGCACGCGGCGGCCGCCGCCGCGGGAUACACGGCCGCCGUGGCCAGGGACUUUCUCUUGCGCGGUGACCUGGCGCCGCCGCCCCCGCACCACCACCAUCACCAUGCGGCCACCGCCGCCGACGGCAUGUUCGUGCACCAUCAUCACCACCACGCCGCGGCGCAGGACCUGUACUCCUCGCGGUUGCCGCUGACCGCGGCCGACGUGUACCGCGGCGACGCGUUCCAGACGCGGCCCGAGCCCGUGUACGCGACGUCGAUGGGCGGCCACCCGCACGGAGCCUUCUUCCGCUACAUGCGGCAGCCCGUCAAGCAGGAGCUGACCUGCAUGUGGGUGGAGCCGCCCGCCAUCCACCACCACCCGCACCACCAUCCUCACCACCCGCACGCGCAGCUGAGCAGCAGCAGCCCGCGCAAGCCGUGCGGCAAAAGCUUCUCGUCCAUGCACGAAAUCGUGACGCAUCUGACGGUGGAGCACGUGGGGGGACCAGAGUGCACCAACCACGCGUGCUUCUGGCAGGACUGCGCGCGCAACGGCCGCCCAUUCAAGGCCAAGUACAAGCUGGUCAACCACAUUCGCGUGCACACCGGCGAGAAACCGUUCCCGUGCCCGUUUCCCGGAUGCGGGAAGGUGUUCGCGCGAUCCGAGAACCUCAAGAUCCACAAGCGAACGCACACAGGCGAGAAGCCGUUCAAGUGCGAGUUCGAAGGCUGCGACCGGCGGUUCGCCAACUCGUCGGACCGCAAGAAGCACUCGCACGUGCACACCUCGGACAAGCCGUACAACUGCAAGAUCCGCGGCUGCGACAAGAGCUACACGCACCCGAGCUCGCUGCGCAAGCACAUGAAGGUGCACGGCAAGUCGCCGCCCCCGUCGCCCUCCUCGUCGUCCGCGUCGGGCUACGAGAGCGACCCGGGGGCGGCCGGCAUCACCGCAGCGAGCCUCGGCACCGUGACGGGCUCUUGCAACGCCGCGAAUCCCGCCGUCGGCGCGCUGGCCGGGACGCCGCUGCAGCCGCUCGGGCUGUCCGCGGCCUCCCACCAGCUGGCAGCGCCGGCAUCGACGGCGCUGAACGAGUGGUACGUGUGCCAGACGGGCGGGAUGCCCACGCCGCCCAGCAACGAACACUCGCCGCUGGGCGGGCCCCCGCCACACACACACCACCUGGCGCCCCCGCCGUACUGACCCCGGCUGACGGGGGCUACAGGCUUCUGAGGACCCCCACCCACGACCUGCGUGGAACCCUUCGGCGACGCCGGCCCGCCGCCGCCAGGAGACGCAUCGGCGAGCGACCGCGGCGGUCACACCGGCCGCUCCGUCUGCCGCACCGCAGUCGCACUGUGACGAUUCGCCGCGCGGAGAGCGCCUGCGCCGCGGCUGAAACCACGUCCUCUCGUGGCCCAGUAGCCGUGCUAUCGGACUCGCCACUUGGGAACCAGCGCUCACUCGGAAGGCAAGAGCACAAGGCGUCGAGGAAGAACAGCGCGGUUCCUUUCCUCGACCGUGCGGCGUUUCGUGUGUGUCUGCUCCAGUGUAAAACGAACUGCGUAGUCAUGACCUCCUCCGGGGAGCGAGGCGAUGCCUGGUGAAGAAACAGAGACGGGCCAGUGAGCGCGGUCACUCUAUAGCGCGAUAAGGCGGCCCAGCGAGAGAACGGAAAGGUUAUGCGUGCCGUUGUAACGCUACCGCUAUUGCACCACUCGGAUAGUGCCUUCUGCGUGCAGAAUGCUUGUCAGUGGCAGCUAAAACGUUGCUGCGACGCGUAUAAAGUAGCGGUGACGCGACAACAUCGUGCAAGGAGUUACUGCAGGUGGACGAAUAUCCGAUACCACUGUAUACGGCGUGUGGCGUGUGCGCGGUGCGACUGUGCACGUGCAAACGCGCAGGAGAUGCUCAGGGGCACCGCACACUUGAUACGCACCGUAUACACGAGAACCGGAUUACCGACCUGCUGUGACUCCACAUUUCUGGUGACUCGCUGGGCGCCGAACGCGAUGAUAUCCUGUCUGCUUAUCCUUCUCUUAAUUUCAUUUUCCGCGUCCGUUUCACGGCCCGGCGUUCCGCGGCUAGCUGCGGCCAAAAUGCGUGUAUAAAUUCACAUCACGUCACGUGAGAUACGGUUUCCAUGGUCUUCACGUUCUGACGCAGCCUGCAGUUGGGCACUAUUCUUUGUGGUCCAGUCUCUCGCAGUAUCCAAAACCUUUGCAAAACGUUUGCCACCUUCUCCGACUUGAAUUUUGUGCAGAAAAUACGUCAUUGGAUUAGGAGCUGCUAUGACAGCAAAAGCGUCCUCACUUAUCUUAUGACGUGCACGGACCUCUUAACUUGACGGUUGCGAAAUGUAUUUCGCAAAAUUAUGUAAACCCUGCGGACUGAAUUAGUGCGGUGUGUUCAAUUGGUAUUGACAUUGCGAGAUCAUAUAAGGGAACUUCGAAAAAAAAAAAACGACGAUUACUGGUAGAUGCUAAAAUUUUGAACGCAGCUGGAGGUGCGCGGCACAUUUGCUAACACCACCGGCGGCAACUAACGCUGGAGGCCUGCGGCUGAAAAGAAACUUGUACCGUUCGUGGUUUAUUUUGAGGCCCUUCAUCUGCCAAGAGAACUGUACAGCUGUCUGUGUUUGUUUGCGUGUGUGCGACAAUUUUGUUGUUGCUUUCUCUGCCUUGCCUGACAGAAAUUUGCAUGUAUGAAUGAAAGCAGAAACGCCUGUGUUCUUUCUUGCUUGUGAUAGAGAUGAUUUUCUCCUACUGUGUAUUACCAUGCCGCUUCUGACGUUUGUAUUUAGCCGAAUCGGCGAUCUCAGGACGAUCAUAGUAUGUGUCUGCCUCCUUCCGUGCGAUAGAAAUAAAAAAAUAAAAGCAUAGAAACACAAGGACACGAGCGCAAAGGAGAUACCUAGCCCCGUCAAGCAAAUUAGAAACAAUGGCGUGACCUUUAGCGGGCCAGAGAACUAAAGUACGUCUAUGUAUGCAAAUUCCCCGUUAGUUUCACGAAGAUGAAAUGGUCUCUGUUUAGUUACUCACGGAGAUACUAUCUUCUCCUUUAAGCCAUUCGAAUCAAAAGCACUACAGCGCAAAAACAAAAAGGAUGUAAUACAUCAGCACAAGAAAAUUAACCGCCGCAGGAGAGCCAUGUAUUCUGUCUCGCACAACAAAACUGCUAAACUGGCAAGAAAAAAAAUCUGUGGCUUCAUACUGCCAAACAGGUUGCUAGGUUCAUGUGAUCGCUUGAUUUUCUACUUAUAAGACAGCCAACUUGCUUAUUAUCUUGCAAUUUUGGAACAAAAUAAAUAAAUGUUUACGCGCAUGUAAAAGACAUGUUAAAUAUUAUACCGGUCAGCCGGGAUGCUUAGACCAGGCUUAGUAUAUACAACUUGCAUCUGUCUUCUCAAGUGUCUCUUGUGUUUGAAUUCAUCCGUAAGGAGCCAGCGUUUUUUUUUUUUUUUUUUGCUUUUCUUUUUGUCAUGUGACAGUGUAACGACGUAGGAAGCAGAAGUGGCUUUGUUUUUCAUUUCUCGUUCGUGUAGAAUCAAUGUAUAAUCAACUAAUUCAUAAAUAAGAUAGGCAACACAAUCAUUAGCUAAUCAAACAAUACCAGACCGCUAAAAAUUAAAGAAAUUAAGGCGCAACAUAAGACGAGACGGUUAAAACGUGUAGCUCUUGUAAAACACAUCAGUAUAGCCAUUAUCAUCCAUUAUCGUUGUCCGUGCACGUGAACAGGCAUUUUCUUCUUGCCCGAAAGGAAGGUGUCGGGCGCAGGCAAGUUGCCGCGUAAUCGCGGGCAGCGUUAUAAGGGCACUGGAGGUGAACAAUAAAUAAAUCAGCUUAAACCGCAGUACAAAUCUUCUCGGAAUCUUCCCUCACAGAAAAUUUAUUUCGACAGUGUAUACAAGGUAUGCGGACUGAUUGCAAACAGUCUGUGGACCUGGCCUUAUUCGUUCAACUCAGUCAGUAUGUCUAUAUUACAUACUGACUCAGUCAGUAUGUCUAUAAUUAAACUGCAGACAAAAUAAACAUCAUAUGAGGUAAAGUAGCUUAUGUCUACACAGACACUAUAGCAGUAUAUACUGUCUGUACAGACAUAAGCUACUUUACCUCAUAUGAUGUUUAUAUUGUCUAUACGUACCUCCGAGUGCUUUCUUGGGAAGUGAUUAAGACAAUGUUAGUGUGAAAAAUUGCGACUGAAUGCUAAAUUUUUCUCCCCGAUCUUUUAUUAACCUUCAUACUGCGGAAGUCACGAUGUCAUUGUGCUACACCACAUCUUGUGCGGGAUUUUUCACUCGAUACCAUAGUAUCGGUACCGAUACCCAGUAUAGAUUUCACUCGAUGUCAGGGUGACUUGCUCCUUUCCUUUCAAAGGAACGACAUUGCGUUUUUGAACGUUCCACAAUUACCCAGCCCCAGCCUGACGCAGUCUGUGACGUCACAGGGAGAUGCUUCCAUAAAUCGAAUGGGGCGUCACCGCCGGCCUUUUGUUUCCUAGACGUUUUCUUGCGUGGCGAGCAUCUGCUCUCAGCAACAGAGAACUAUUCGCUGUAUCAGUAUUGUAGUCGGCCACUCUAACUUGGCUCCAUGUUUAACCUUUAGUGUCCUUCUAAGCGACAUUCACUACCUCAGAUGGCGCGGAGCAAAGGUCGUGGGGGCGACUGCGUUUGCGUGAUUUCAUGGUGCGGCGGAUAAGUACUGACACCGCAUGUCUCGCGGCGUCAUCGAGAGCUUGGUCGCUUCACACGAUCGUAAAGUGCGGGGCGUCUUUGUGUGGUGGGCGGCGUCAACCGCUUGUCUACGAUUUGCAGCAGCGAACAUGACGUCACGCAUUAGGUGCGAAAGUCGAUGAAUCCAGUGUUUUAUUUCGACGGUGGAUGUGCACUUACAGUGACACACUAAUAUCAUACAUACCAGCGCGAUGUUCCGCUAUUUCCUCGCAGGGCUCCUAAAGUCAAGGCCAGGGCGGUCGGUCGGUAUUCAGGUCGGUCCAGUGAGUCGCGUUUUGAUUAUAUAGGUGAUCGUGCUGAAAAUGAAAAUGAGAAACAAGACAUCGUCGUCAUGCCCGCACACUUUCUCCAAUCGAUAGAUAACUGUCACUCGUCUUCCAAGAGCCAAUGGUGAACUUGUGGCUGUAGCGCCACCGAACUAUACUUCUGCGUGCACUGUUUUCUCACCGCUUGGCGAAAAUUCGCAAAAUUGCACAAGUGUAGAAUUUGCUUGAGUACAACUCUUGCUUAUUUUACUUUCAUUUCAUAGUAUCAAAAGUUAGCGGAGACGUCGCCUCACGAUCGCAAAUGUUAAGAUGGCCGACGCACGGUUAACUAGAAAUACCUAUUUCGGAACCCGUAAAUCCGUGCCCUAGGAGACGGGGAAACUUUUGUACUACUUAUUCAUAUCAGUUCAUAAUGGUUUGACAGGAAAAUCACUUUUCUCACCCCUCUGGCAAUCUACUUCGAACAUUCGAAACGGAAAACAAGUUGAAAGAGUGUUGUGCUGUUGAGUGCGUUAACGGCCAACGAAAGCGGUUUUCAGUCGUACAAAGUAGAAAGGAGAGAAAAAAAAAACGAAAAAAAAAAACGGUGGAAGAAACAGCGCCUAAAGCCUUUGAUCUCAGGCCUGCGAAAGAAAUAGAGAGGGGAUAAAAAGUCAAGUUCAUUAUCUGCUUAUGUGCAGAAAUCCGAUGAGAAUUUGAAACAAAAAUUUGUCGGAACGCGCGUUGCGGAAAAGCACGUUCGUUUUUUGCGCCUUUGUAUUAUAGUCAAAGGCAGGAAAGCGAAGGAGCACCUUUCCUCGUAUGCGCGUGCAGUCCUUGCCAAAAGUAUCCAGGCCACAGCGCUAUAGCCUCAAGAGCUGUCACCCGGGUCAGUAGCAGGCACCUAUCUUUUUGUUGGGAGCGUUCACUUCAGCAGGCUCUGUCUUUCUCAGUCUCCGUGGAUUUAGAUAAUGUCUUUUAGAAAUGCAAUUGCCGGCCUAGGUGGCCGCAUUUUGAUGCUGGCAGAAUGCAAAAGGCUCCAGUGCAGAUUUCAGUCUAUUGUCAGGAAGCCUAGAUGGACAAAAUUAUCCCGGAAGCCUAGGUUUCGGCGUAUCUCAAACCCCGGUCGCGGCUUUGGGAAGCGAAACCCGAUCAGUCUUCACGUACAACUUUGAAAGAACGGAAGGAUGCAUUGCAACACCAGUAUGCAUGCGGCGCAGUGAGAGCUCCGGUGGCACGCACGGUGGCCUCGAAACUUUUGGCACGAUCUGAACGAAGAACAUACGGCGUUGGUUCGCGUCCUUGCUUUGCAUGCCCGUGUUGUAAGAUAUAUGCCUCCAUCGUUUUUUCAUCCACUGUGUGUUUCGGUGUCACGAUCGUUGUCAUGCGUGUGUGUUUGUGUGUGCUCGCAAAAAGUCAAGCUGCGCCCAUGUGCCGGUGCAUGUGUUUCGCGGACUUGUGCGCGAAAUCGGGUUGUCGAGCCUCAAGCGGCGGACCACCCGUGUGUACGUCAAAGCCGUCGACCGCGCCUUGGGACCACAAACAGAACGGAUGAACUUCGACGCACCAGUCAUGCUUCGAGAGAAGGAAAAACGGAGACACUGCGCGCGCUUGGUCACGUGAUAGAUUGCUCGGCCAUGCGCAUAUCCGCGCAUGCGCAGAAGCGCGACAACAUUAUCUGUGUGUAUGUGUGCGUGUGUCUGUGCCUACAAGUGGACGAAGCAGCUGUUGUCGUGAACGACACGCGAGCAGCGACGGAUGACUGUGCGUGACCGGGUCGUGAUUUUACGUGAACUGACGAAGUAGAGGACGCUAUACGUGAUGAACUUGCAUGCUUUUGCGCUCUAUGCGGACAUGUCUGUGUAAGUGCUAUGUGCGUGUGUGUGCGUGUGUCUGUGUACAUUUUGAGCUCUCUAUUUUAUUACGACGUCGAGAACACCUCUUCUAUCUACAUCUUCUCCCUGGCCCGAAGCCUUUCACCCUCCGGUCGACAUCCCGCCGAGAAGAAGAAAUCGCAAGUGAUAGAGCAUGCAAUGCACUCGUCGUCUAUUUUUGCAAUGAACUUGGACGAAACCGUAGGAGGUGAAAGUGAAUGCAGCAUUAAAUGAGAGAGAGAGAGAGAAAAAAAAGACGAGUUGCGAAAACCAA
Molecule: messenger RNA, 7392 nt
Organism: Dermacentor silvarum
Lineage: Eukaryota; Metazoa; Arthropoda; Arachnida; Ixodida; Ixodidae
Product: zinc finger protein ZIC 4-like
Exons: 2
Coding region: 130-1470 (446 amino acids)
Biological process (GO): central nervous system development; regulation of transcription by RNA polymerase II
Cellular component (GO): nucleus
Molecular function (GO): RNA polymerase II cis-regulatory region sequence-specific DNA binding; DNA-binding transcription factor activity, RNA polymerase II-specific
Source: RefSeq, a predicted model, not a curated record